AUGAAUGAGUCAAAAGGUUAUUCGUUACCUUAUUCCAGAGGUACACAUGAAGAUAUCGGAACAGAACAUUCACGAGAUGAGAAUUAUACCAAUACUUUCAAACCAAAUAAAAAUAAAUCAUUACUUGGCCAACUCACGAAUUUCAUAGAAUCUUAUAUCAAUCAAUUAACUGAGUGGUCACUUAGACAUAAGAAAACAUGUCUCUUAUUAGUCACAUUAUUCUUCUUGUCAAUGUUUACAAAUACCCCAUUUAUACCUCAUUUCCAACCAAAAGCUCCCAAAGUGGUAAUUAUAUUAGCUGCUAAUGAAGGUGGUGGUGUAUUAAAAUGGAAAUCCCCACAAGAAUGGUCAGUGGAAAGAUCAUCAAUUGCUAACAAAAAAAACUAUGCCAAGAGACAUGGAUAUGGAUUAGCUAUUAAAGAUAUGACUAUCAAAAAGAGAUAUUCUCAUGAAUGGAGAGAAAGUUGGGAAAAAGUUGAUAUUAUGAAACAAACAAUGAGACAAUAUCCCAAUACUGAAUGGUUUUGGUGGUUAGAUUUACAUACAUAUAUUAUGGACCCAUCAAUCUCAUUAGAAGAUCAUUUCUUGAAUGAUUUGGAGAAUGUAACUUAUAGAACCUUGGAACAUUUUAAUCCUCUUGGAUUACGUCCUGAUAUUCCAUAUGUUGAUUAUAAUCAACCUAUUGAUAUGAUUAUUACUCAAGAUUGUGGUGGAUUUAAUUUAGGUUCUUUCUUGAUGAGAAGAUCAAGUUGGACAGAAAUGUUAUUAGAUAUUUGGUGGGAUCCAGCAUUGUAUGAACAAAUGCAUAUGCAAUGGGAACAUAAAGAACAAGAUGCAUUAGAAACAUUGUAUUCCACCCAACCUUGGAUUAGAGAAAGAGUCGGGUUUUUACCAUUGAGAAAGAUUAAUGCAUUCCCACCGGGGGCAUGUUCUGAUAAAGCUGAUGAUCCUCAAUAUUUCUAUAAAAAUCAUGAUUUUGUCAUUAAUAUGGCCGGAUGUGAAUGGGGGAGAGAUUGUUGGGGUGAAAUGGAACAUUAUAAAGCAUUGUCAAAGAAACUCCAAAGGAGAUGGUGGAAGUUUUGGUAA
Hemisphaericaspora subhashii is the source of this 1086-nucleotide messenger RNA. RefSeq names its product alpha-1,6-mannosyltransferase (gene MNN10). Bases 1 to 1086 code for a protein of 361 amino acids. Lineage: Eukaryota; Fungi; Ascomycota; Pichiomycetes; Serinales; Debaryomycetaceae. Gene Ontology annotation, molecular function: glycosyltransferase activity. The record is from RefSeq and is a predicted model, not a curated record. Gene Ontology annotation, biological process: protein N-linked glycosylation. Gene Ontology annotation, cellular component: Golgi membrane. The transcript has a single exon.